Messenger RNA from Dufourea novaeangliae, 2406 nucleotides. RefSeq names its product zinc finger protein 2-like. The transcript is spliced from 4 exons. The coding region runs from base 70 to 2388 and encodes 772 amino acids. Gene Ontology annotation, molecular function: zinc ion binding. Gene Ontology annotation, cellular component: nucleus. The record is from RefSeq and is a predicted model, not a curated record. Lineage: Eukaryota; Metazoa; Arthropoda; Insecta; Hymenoptera; Halictidae.
CGCAUUUUGAUCGUGUCUUAGGCCAUUCAUUCGGUCUGGCGACAAGACGAUAUUCCCGGUUCUGUUGAUAUGGCCGUCGUCGAGGAAUUUGAUUAUUUAUGUCGUCUGUGCGCGACUAAAACUGGUAUUCUAAUGGGAUUACCGAUCUUCGAAGCCGGUGAUCAGAUGCGUAACAUUGACAAGAAAAUAGCCGCGUGCUUGCCAGUGCAGGUAUCUCUGACCGAUCAAUUACCAAAAGUAGUGUGCGAGGAAUGUGCUUAUAAAUUGGACCAGUUGUUUGACUUUCGUGAAAAAUGCUUACAUACUGAAGGGAUGUUCAUGGAAAUGUUAAAGGAAAUUUCUAAAGAUGAAGUUGUUCGCAUAACAAAACAUGAUUUGCGGAAUGUAGUAGAAAUGAAUAGAAUUCAAAGGGACAUAGAUAGAAUACAAAAUAACAUUGAAGAUGUACAAGAUCAUCAGGACUCAAGAGAAGCUACUAUACAUACAAUGCAAGUUAUGGAUGAAAUGGACUUAGCGGGUGGUGAACAAGUUGUUACACAAGAAGACAUAGGACAACAGGAUGCCAGUAUCGAGGUUACAGGUAUCGACUGUUUAGAUGGGGAUACUGUCAGAAUUGUCAACGAACACAUACAAGAAGUAUCUAAUCACCAAAUAGCAGUACAUCUAGAAGGAGACAUGACUGUAGUUGGAAACUUAACAGUGAGUGAUCAUUUAGGUCAGUUAGGAAUAAAUUAUGUGACUUCCAUAACUCCAGAAGAUCAAAAUCAAGAACAAAUAGUGCAUUAUUGUGAAAAUGUAAAAUUUGAAUCAGUACCAAUAAAGGAUGAAUAUCAGAGAUUACAAGAGAGAUUAAAUACAGGGGAUUCUACAAAUGUACUUGAAAAUAAUGUAUCACACGAAUGUUUUCCUCCAGCUCACUCAGAAGCUGGUAGCGACAUAGAAGAAGUGCGUGGUGUGGACAGUGGAACUGCAACACAUACAGCUCCACAAACAGAUACUGUAGCAUCAACAAGUCAAGUACCAACAGGAAAUUCAGAAAUAUUAGUUGAAUAUACAAAAGUAGCAAAACAUUCGUUGUUAGAGUCUACACUAAACAAUCCUACAAUCGACGAAACAGGUUCUCACUGGUACGUGUGUCCGUUUUGUAAUGAAGCAAUUUUAGGAUCAAAUAAUAUGAUAGCACACUUUGAACAAUAUUUUGUGUGCUGUUCAUGCGAUCUAUAUUAUACAAGCACAGAUGCACUGAAUGUACAUAAGGAACGAUGUGAUAUACAUAAAAGUAAAACAAUGAACAAUGAGAUAGCAGUCAAAGAAUCAGAAUUAACUUCUUCGGAAAAUGGUGUGAAUGGGGAGGAACAAAAAAAACAAGCACCAGUGAGACAAAGAUGGACUCCGAAAGUUUGUACCCACUGUGGAAAACAGUAUAGGACAAAUUACAAGUUGCAAGAACACAUGCGAAAACAUACCGGCGAAAAACCUUUUCAGUGUGUGACUUGUGAGAAAGCGUUUCGGAGUAAGAUCGGACUUGCACAACAUACAGCUACGCAUACAGGGCAAUUUGAUUAUAAUUGUUCCACAUGUGGUAAGGGUUUCCAAUCCAAAAGCUAUCUUGUUCUUCACCAAAGAGUACAUUCAGACUUGAAGCCGUUUCCAUGUAACACGUGUGGGCAACAUUUCAAAACAAAACAGUCAUUGUUAGACCAUCAGAAUAGGCAUCUCGGCGUUAAGCCGUACGUGUGUGAAAUUUGUGGACGAGGUUUCAUAACCAAGGGACUUUGUAAAAGUCAUCAAAAAAUACAUUCGGGGAUGGAUAACCGACAAUAUCCGUGCGUAGUAUGCAAUAAAAUGUUCGUUAGUAAAAGUUACCUCAACACACACCUGCGCAUUCAUACUGGCGAAAAACCAUACUUGUGCGAGGUUUGUGGGAAAGGAUUUUUAACGCGAGUUGACCUUAAAAUUCACUCGACAAUGCAUACCGGCGAGAAGAGCUUUAAAUGCGAUAUGUGUGGAAAAGUGUUCGCUAGAAGAGCUGCAUUACGAUGCCACAGAAGAUUGCAUACAGGAGAACGGCCUUACAGGUGCGACAUUUGUGGGAAAACAUUUACGCAAUUCACACCAAUGGCAAUUCACAAAAGACUGCAUACCGGAGAACGACCGUACGAAUGCGACGCGUGCGGUAAAACGUUUGUGUCAAGAUCAACUAUGAUGUGUCACAAGAAGAAACAUCAUGGUACAACAACAACAACAACGACAACUACUACAACAACAACAACAACUGUAAAGAAAGAAGAACCAGUUCCUCGACAGAAUGAAGUGAAAAAUAAUGUUUUACCAACAGAAAUCGUGCUUCGAAAUUCCCAAGAGGGAAUUCAAAUUACAGCAGAUUGAAAUGUUGAAGGAUAAAAA